Molecule: messenger RNA, 3816 nt
Organism: Anarrhichthys ocellatus (wolf-eel)
Lineage: Eukaryota; Metazoa; Chordata; Actinopteri; Perciformes; Anarhichadidae
Gene: malt1
Product: MALT paracaspase 1
Exons: 17
Coding region: 158-2641 (827 amino acids)
Biological process (GO): proteolysis
Molecular function (GO): cysteine-type endopeptidase activity
Source: RefSeq, a predicted model, not a curated record
CAAGUCUGUGUAGUAGGCGUAUCUGUAUCCGUAUCACUUUUACAAUUUCUUCCAGGAAGUAGACUUUUUGUCUUGAAGGGAAAUGUUGUCAAGUGUAAAACCAGUGACUGUAGUCUGAGAGAAACACGUUGAUGGUCACCUGUUCUUGCUGGCCGCCAUGUCGGAUUCUUUGGACCGGUCCACUAAGAUCAACCUGUUGAGGGAGCCGCUUGUGAAGAAGCUCUGUGAGGUGCUGGACAAAUCCAGCAAUAAAGGAUGGCGAAAACUAGGAGAGCUGGUCGGCAACGACAGACGGUUUAAAGUCAGCCCAGACGACAUGGAGAUGUGCUCUCUGAAGGUGCUGGAGCUGGAGGGAAGCCCGAGCCGCACGCUGCUGAGGCUGAUGGGAGAGCGAGGCUGCACCACGGGUCACCUUGUGGACUACCUUCAAACUCUGGGCAACUCGGAGGCCCUGCAGUGCAUGAAACCAUCAGCCCUGCAGAUCCUCAUCCAGCCCCAGUCGGUGGCUCUUAUAUCUGGACACAAUCUUCGGCUGAGCUGCCACGCUGUGGGCAAGUCUCCGGUACAGUACCAGUGGUUCAAGACCAAUGAAGAGGUGCCGAACAGCUUCUCCUCAGACCUGGUGAUAAGUCCAGUCCGUCUGCAGGACGCUGGCUUUUACAUCUGCAGGGUCAACUGUGGAGAUACUUUUGAGUUCAGCCAGUGGGUUCAAGUGGACGUCCUGAAUGUCACCGGGUCAUGCGGGCAGAGUUAUCAUUCCUUGGAGGGUCGGCUGAAGUUGGUGAUCCAGCCUCAGUCCCAGCGGCUGCAUAUUGGGGAAACCCUGCAGGUGGAGUGUGGAGCCGUGGGGCGGCCGAUCCCUCGAUACCAGUGGCACAGGAAUGGAGUCCCGGUACCCAACGCCACAAAGAGGAAACACAUGAUUCCUCACUCGAUGCAGGAUCACCACGGCAGGUAUCGCUGCGAGAUCAGCAGCAGCACUGAGAGAAUGUGGACCAAUGAAGUCGACGUCGUGAUCGCACCGAGGAUAUCUGUCCAGAUUUCAGAGGCAAUCGAGUGCUCUGAAGAUGAUGUUUACGCCAUCAGAGGAGGAUCCAGCGACUUUUUCCUGAAUAAUGUCCCAGAUCAACUUCAUGCAACCGACAAAGUGGCCCUGCUGAUCGGCAACCUGUCUUACCAAAACCACCCGCAGCUCAAAGCUCCCAUGGUGGACGUCUACGACCUCACGAACCUGCUGCGGCAGAUGAACUUCCAGGUGGUGUCACUGCUCGACCUCACAGAGUCGGAGAUGAGAAACGCUGUCGAGGAGUUCCUGUUGCUGCUUCACAAGGGAGUCUAUGGUCUGCUGUACUACGCUGGUCACGGAUAUGAGAACUACGGCAACAGCUUCAUGGUGCCGGUAGACGCACCAAACCCGUACCGGUCGGCCAACUGUUUAUGUGUGCAGAGCAUCCUGAAACUGAUGCAGGAGAAGGAGACGGGCCUCAAUGUUUUCCUGCUGGACAUGUGCAGGAAGAGGAAUAUUCACGAUGACAGCGCUCCAAACAUUGUUCUGAGGGUCACAGCAAACAUCGUCUUUGGAUACGCGACGUGCCAGGAUGCCGAGGCCUUCGAGCUGAGCUCCAGCGGCUUCACCAACGGUGUGUUUGUCAAGUUUUUGAAGAAGCGGCUCCUAGACGAUGAGAAGAUCACUGUGGUGCUGGACAGAGUCGCUGAGGACAUGGGUCAGUUUGACGCUACGAAGGGAAAGCAGGCUCUGGAGAUCCGCAGUAGUCUGUCAGAGAGGAGAGCGCUGACUGAUCCUAUCCUGCCCGGCGACAGUGCCGAUCUCGCUCACGCUCACAGCCUCCAGUGGGCAAAGGCUCACGAGCUCCCUGAGAGUAUGUGUCUCAACUUUGACUGCGGGGCUCAGAUCAAGUUGGGCUUUGCUGCAGAGUUCUCCAACGUGCUCGUCAUUUACACUCACAUCGUUAAGAAGCCAGAGGACAUGUCCUUCUGCCAGGCUCACGUCACCGACUUCUCGCAGGACCUUGAUGUUGAUCCUAAAGAGAUGAACAGAGAGACUCCAGAGGAGACGGGGAUCUACCUUCUGUCCAGCAACCUGCCGCAGCACUGCCUCUACACCAGAGUCAGCUCACUGCAGAAGCUCAGGGAGGAGCUGGUCUUCACCGUGUGCCUUCAGGGCACCUUCACCGCCAUGGAUGACGAAUCCGUCCACUGGACCAAAAGCAUCAACAUUGGCAAGCCGCUGAUCGCCCGACUGGACCUGAACCGGGCCGUGCGGCGAAAUAGCUGCCUGCAGACCUGCAUGAUGCCCCACAGCCCGUCCCACAGCCCCUGCCACAGCCCCGGGCCCGAACACCACCUCCACCUCCAUUACAAGUCGCACCAGGCCCAGGACUACAACCGCCUGUCCCCGCAACACCACUACCUGGACGUCUGUGAGUACCAGGGAGCAGCGGGAGGCUGUGGGGUUUCCUUCUACGACAACGUCGGCCAAUCUCGCUGUGAACCUGCGUACGACUCGGCUGGUGGGCUUUCAAGCUCACCGGGGAGGCUCAGCAUUCCAAUAGAGACCACCGACGACAUCUACGAGCUGCAGACUGUGUUCAUCAACAGUCUGCAGCUUCAGCAGCAGUGAAAGCUUUAAAGGUCUAACAUUGUAUCUGGAAUACUGCUGCUCUUUCUGUUACAUGUUGUGACUUAAUAGCAUUUUUUAGAAUAUGAUAUUCAUCCAGUUAUCAACAAGAAGCCGUAUACUGACUUUUAUACUAGAGUUUUAAAGAACAGUGUAAAUACAUGUUAGGAAGACUGAAAAAGUGUACUUCAGUAAACUUGGAUAAUUGAGGAGUCGAUCUGCCAAUAUUUAUCUCAGGAAUAGCAAAGAUACUGGAUGGUAACUGUCAAGAUCAGACAUGACUUUUCACAGCUGGAAUUGUACCUCUUACAGAUGUUUGUUUAAGAAUAUGAGCUAAAUGUGGACAGAUGGAAGUGGCAUUAAAGAUUAAGAAGAUAAGGGCUGUAGCAAUCUACACAUAGCAACAUCUGUUCAUGUAACUAGUCUAAAAAAUGUUUUGUAGUCGGAGGAAAUAUCAAAGACGUUUUGUAAUAUAAUUAACCAGAGGAGAGAAAGUGAUCAUUAAAAACAAUCCAUCAGAUUAAAAACCUCAAGCCACUUUCCACACCGUUAUCGUUCUUCUGUUUUUCUGUCUUAUCCCCCUCAGGAUGUCAGUAGAAGGCCUCUCUGUGAGGACUUACCUCCACCAGCUGCCUCUCGUUCUCUUCUCCCAACUCUCUGGAUCUGUCUGCUGCACCUAAUGUCAGCAGGUCCUCUUAUAUCCUUGUUUAGUCUCAAUCUGCUCCUCGGUGAACUGUGAAACUUUCCAAAAGAGUUCCACUCGGUGAUUUUCGUGCUGGGAAUUAAAGGCACCGUUCACUUUAUUAUCCCCGACAAGUUCAUUGUAGCUACUUCUGGAUUGUCCACUGCACACUUCAUUGAACUUAUUCCUGAGGUUUCGUUUGAGUUCAGCAUUUGUAACAUGUGAGAAGGUCACUAUGAGAACCUUAAUGGGCCGGUAGGCACAGACAAAAUGUGCUGCUCCACAGUCAUACCAUGGAUUCAUUUCUCCAUGAGACAAUGUGGCACAUGCAGAAUUAAUCUCCUAUCAUAAGAAACCACGAUACGUGUCUGUGUCAAACGCUGCAGGAUACAGCAUGAGCAAAAUAAAUGGCUCCACCCUUUUUUGCUUUUCACGCAGUAUUUAUUAUUUAUGUCAGAGGAACUACUUCUUCAGAAACGAGGAGGAAAGUGGUGAA